GAGAGGAUCUGGAUCCCCUGUCACUGCCUUGCUUCAUAAUUGAAAUCUCUUACUCGUUUCAGGUUCCAAGAGAAUGUCAUGGGUGGGAGGGUCAAGAUUGGAAUCAAUGAUAUCUAUAGUUGGCCAAUCCCAUUUCUACUUGUGUUUGUAUUCAGUUGCUUCGUAGUUAACGUCUGUGUGUGUGGGGUAUUGCGAUGAUGAAGGAUUCGGAAGGAUUGGCGGUUUAGUUGCCAGGUUGGCUCUGAUGAGAGAUGAUGUUGAUCCAGUUGCUGUUAACGAUCCAUUCAUCACCACGGAUUACAUGGCAAGUGUUUGCCAGCUCUGCCUCUGCAUGUAAAUUGUUCAUGGGCAGUGGAAGCACCGUGGCAUUGAGGUCAAGGACUCCAAAAACCCUUCUCUUUGGUGACAAGCCUGUCGCUGUUUUUGGUAUAAAGAAAACACAGGAAAUUCCUUGGGGUGAGGCUGGAGCUGACUUUGUUGUUGAGUCUACUGGGGUUUUCACUGACAAAGACGAGGCUGCUGCUCACUUGAAGGGUGGUGCAAAGAAGGUAAUCAUUUAUGUCUCGCAGCUGUACUACUCAAGUCUUCUAUGGUAAAUGACCGCGUGCUUACCGGCUGUUGUAUUCUUUAAUUGUGGCAGGAUGCUGGUACGGUGCUGCCUUCUCUAAAUGGAAAGUUGACAGGAAUGGCUCUCCGUGUUCCUACUGUUGAUGUUUCAGUGGUUGACCAAACUGUAAGAACUUAGAAUUGAGAAGGCAGCCAGUUAUGAUGACAUUAAAGCU
Prosopis cineraria is the source of this 782-nucleotide messenger RNA. Its product is annotated as glyceraldehyde-3-phosphate dehydrogenase, cytosolic-like. The transcript is spliced from 4 exons. Lineage: Eukaryota; Viridiplantae; Streptophyta; Magnoliopsida; Fabales; Fabaceae. Gene Ontology annotation, molecular function: NAD binding; oxidoreductase activity, acting on the aldehyde or oxo group of donors, NAD or NADP as acceptor. The coding region runs from base 252 to 596 and encodes 114 amino acids. The record is from RefSeq and is a predicted model, not a curated record.